Adineta ricciae is the source of this 570-nucleotide messenger RNA. NCBI's taxonomy places the organism in Eukaryota, Metazoa, Rotifera, Eurotatoria, Adinetida, Adinetidae. The record is from the annotation of a GenBank genome assembly.
AUGGCUUCUGCUGACAAUCCACGUCUCCCAUUAACAUCUGCCACUUCUCAUAUCGUCAGGUAUACGGAAAUGCGAAAUCCAACGGACUCACCUUCGACAAAUAUCACCAUUACAACUGGACGCGAUUCGCCAUCAACAGAAGUUCAGCGAAUGAAUAAACAAGGCAAUUCAACACUGAAUUCCUAUGAACUUCGCCGAAUUCCAACUCAACAACGACGAUUUGUUAAGAAAACUUUGAUGGGCAAUGUUGGGUAUCGUUUAGCACGACGAAAAGAAUUACAUAUCGAACGACGAAGAAUCAAUGAUCUUAUGUGCUUUCUCGGUCUGCUAGGUAUUUUCUUAAUGAUCAUUGAAAACGAAGUGACAUUCAAUCGUUUUGAUCACAAAGAUACCACAUUUAGCUUACUUAUAAAAUCAACUAUUACAUUUACGACAAUCGUUCUCGUUGGUCUCGUGUUUUAUUACCACCGAAUUGAUUUAAGUCUCUAUUGUGUGGAUAAUUCAAUCGAUGAUUGGCGUAUUGCAUUAACACGUACAAAAAUACUCUCAAUNCAUUCGUCAAAUAGAUGA